UUCGAUUGACUUUGAUCUGCUGAAGGCCUUUGCUGUUUGCAUUCAUUCAGAUUUCAUGCUUUGACACUAAACAUCAGCUAUAGCAGGUACCAUUUUUACAUAUGUUUUGAGUUUCCAAGAAGAAAAUGGCGAAACCCCAUCAAAGGAUCAUCAAAAAUCUUCUCAGAUUACACUUUAAUGUUAGCCCCAUUUCUUCAACUCCAAAACCCUCAAUUCAUAGUGCUCUUAAGUUUUCUACCUGUAUCUCAAAUGGAAUUUCAAAUUCAGCUGUUAAAGCCACCAAGUUCCACUUAAAUCCUGCUUUUCCAUCUUCAUUUACAAGACCCAUUUCCUCAAAUGGUGUUUUAUGCCCAAAGUUUAGCUGUUUCAAAUCAUUUUUUGGGGUUUAUUGUAGGAAUUACUCAAUGGGUGAUGUUAAAUUCAACGGAAUUUCUACAAAAAGAUUAGGUUUUGAGAAGUUGGUUUUCAACCCAUUAAAAACCAAACAGUUUUCUACUGGAUUGCCUAGCUUUGGAAGCAAGCUUAAUGCUGGUAAAUUGAAUAGUAAUGUGGCUAAGAAAGUGGUUGAUAAGCCUCUAUCUGUCAUUAGUUCGACAUUUUCGAGGUACAAGGAAGCAAUUGGGUUGCAAAUCGAGGGAUUUUGGAAGAGGAAUUUCUUGUUUUUGGUUGGGGCAGGAGGUGUGUUAGUUUGUAUCAUGCUAUGGAGGAUAAUGUUUGGCAUUGCAAAUACUUUUGUUGGAUUGUCAGAAGGCAUGGCAAAGUAUGGUUUUCUUGCCCUUUCCAGUGCCAUGGUUGCUUUUGCUGGUAUUUAUCUUCGUUCAAGAUAUACAAUCAACCCAGACAAAGUUUAUAGGAUGGCCAUGAAGAAGCUUAAUACAUCUGCCGGCAUUCUUGAAGUUAUGGGUGCCCCUCUCACUGGAACGGACUUGCGAGCAUAUGUGAUGUCCGGUGGUGGACUUACAAUGUCGAAGUUCAAACCCAGGCUGAGGAGUAAGCGUUGUUUUCUUAUUUUUCCGAUACGAGGCCCUGAAAAAAAAGGGUUAGUGAACGUUCAGGUCAAGAAGAAAGAUGGCAAGUAUGACAUGAGGUUACUUGCUGUGGACAUUCCAAUGGCAUCGGGACCUGAUCAGCGUCUCUUCUUGAUCGGAGAUGAAGAUGAGUACAGGAUUGGCGGAGGCCUAAUUGGGGAGCUAAGAGAUCCAGUAGUUAGAGCAAUGGCUGCAACUAAAGAGUUGGAAGAAAGAGAUGACAUAGAAGCAGAAGAAGAUGAAGAAAGAGAACUGAAAGAGGCAGAAAAGAAGCACGGUGAAGAGGUAGCCAGACUUGAAAGAGAGCGAUUCCAGCUAAAAAGUUGAUCAUACAGUCGAUGUUCACAUUUUUUUCUUUUCAUUAGAAAAAAUGGUUCGUUGUGUUUUUUAAGAAGCUGGCCACACAAACAAAGGAGAACAAAGAAAGAAACUGCAAAAUUUGGCUUAGUUGAUCAAUAUAUUUUUCGGAAUUGGCUUGAGCAAGGAUUUCAAAGCCUUUUUUGGGCAUGUAGCCAUUUUUAGCUGUCAUAAAUCUCAGAUGUAUAAAACUGAGACAAAAUGGGUUAGGAUUGAAACUGUACCUUCCCACCUGCAUAUUUGAUUAAACACAGAUUUUAAGUUUCUUGUUUGACUCCUCUCACCUGAAAAUAAAUGUGCAACUACUCUAAAA
Amaranthus tricolor (Joseph's coat) is the source of this 1698-nucleotide messenger RNA. RefSeq lists its product as uncharacterized. The record is from RefSeq and is a predicted model, not a curated record. The coding region runs from base 126 to 1355 and encodes 409 amino acids. The transcript has 3 exons. Lineage: Eukaryota; Viridiplantae; Streptophyta; Magnoliopsida; Caryophyllales; Amaranthaceae. Gene Ontology annotation, cellular component: intracellular membrane-bounded organelle.